Messenger RNA from Vitis riparia (riverbank grape), 2224 nucleotides. Its product is annotated as sodium/hydrogen exchanger 2-like. Gene Ontology annotation, biological process: proton transmembrane transport; sodium ion transport; regulation of pH. Gene Ontology annotation, molecular function: sodium:proton antiporter activity. Lineage: Eukaryota; Viridiplantae; Streptophyta; Magnoliopsida; Vitales; Vitaceae. The record is from RefSeq and is a predicted model, not a curated record. The transcript is spliced from 15 exons. Gene Ontology annotation, cellular component: membrane. Bases 242 to 1867 code for a protein of 541 amino acids.
CAUUCAGUCUCUCGUUGUCUUCAACGGAAAUCUCUCUCUAUUUGAAGAUAUAUGUGUACUAUAAAAUCACUGAGUUAUUGGAGGAGAUCGCAGGACAGGACUCUGCAAAUCUGGGAGUCCGGUCGAUAUUUGAAAGCUGAGAAGUUUGUAUUACGACUUCAAGCUUUGUUAGGGGAACUGAGAAACGUUUGAUAACAGUGAUCAGUUUGCUCUUCUUUGGGAUCGAAUCGAGCUGGACACCAUGGGGUUUGAAUUAGGCUCUGUUGUGAUGAAAUUGGGAAUGGUCUCUACAUCUGAUCACAGUUCUGUGGUCUCCAUGAAUCUAUUUGUGGCGCUUCUCUGCGCGUGUAUUGUGGUGGGUCACUUGUUAGAGGAGUAUCGAUGGAUGAACGAGUCAAUCACAGCCCUUGCGCUUGGUCUGUGCACAGGAAUUAUUAUUCUACUAACCACCCGAGGAAAAAGCUCACAUAUUUUAGUAUUCAGUGAAGAUCUUUUCUUUAUUUAUCUUCUUCCACCUAUCAUUUUUAAUGCUGGCUUCCAGGUGAAAAAGAAGCAGUUUUUUCGUAACUUCAUGACCAUCAUGCUGUUUGGAGCUAUUGGAACUCUGAUAUCUUUUGGCAUCAUAUCAUUAGGUGCUAUACACUUUUUCAAGAAGAUGAAAAUUGGCUCCCUUGAUAUAGGGGAUUACCUCGCACUUGGAGCAAUAUUUUCUGCAACAGAUUCCGUUUGCACAUUGCAGGUGCUUAAUCAGGAUGAGACACCCUUACUCUACAGUCUGGUUUUUGGAGAAGGUGUUGUGAAUGAUGCCACAUCUGUGGUGCUUUUCAAUGCAAUCCAGAGCUUUGACCUCUCUCACAUCGAUUCAAGCAUUGCCUUGCAGUUCAUUGGCAACUUUUUGUAUUUAUUUAUCACAAGUACCAUGCUGGGAGUUUUUGCUGGACUGCUUAGCGCAUAUAUUAUUAAAAAGCUCUAUUUUGGAAGGCAUUCGACUGAUCGGGAGGUUGCAAUCAUGAUACUCAUGGCUUACCUUUCGUAUAUGCUGGCUGAACUGUUCUAUUUAAGUGCCAUUCUCACAGUGUUCUUUUGCGGGAUUGUCAUGUCUCACUACACAUGGCAUAAUGUGACUGAAAGUUCAAGAGUGACUACCAAGCAUGCUUUUGCGACAUUGUCAUUUGUUGCUGAAAUUUUUAUCUUUCUAUAUGUUGGCAUGGAUGCCUUGGACAUUGAGAAAUGGAGAUUUGUAAGUGAUAGCCCUGGAAAAUCAAUUGGUGUGAGCUCGAUACUGUUGGGACUGGUUCUGGUUGGAAGGGCAGCAUUUGUUUUCCCUUUAUCCUUUCUGUCCAACUUGACUAAGAAAUCAUCAAGCGAGAAAAUUCACAUAAAACAGCAAGUCACAAUUUGGUGGGCUGGUCUUAUGCGUGGUGCUGUUUCUAUGGCACUAGCUUAUAAUCAGUUUACUAGGGCAGGCCAUACUCAAUUGCGCGGGAAUGCAAUUAUGAUCACCAGUACUAUCUCAGUUGUUCUUUUCAGUACAGUGGUGUUUGGGUUGAUGACAAAGCCUUUAGUGAGGUUAUUGCUUCCUUCUCCAAAACCCUUCACCAGCAUGAUUUCUUCUGAACCAUCCAGUCCUAAAUACCUCGUUGUCCCACUUAUCGGUAAUGGGGAGGAGACAGAAACUGACCAGGCCAGCCAAAAUGUACCCCGCCCCACCAGCUUACGGAUGCUCCUAAGCACUCCCAGUCACACUGUUCACCAUUACUGGCGAAAAUUUGAUGAUUCCUUCAUGAGACCUGUUUUUGGUGGACGUGGAUUUACACCCUUCAUCCCUGGAUCACCCACUGAACCAAACCUUGGUCAAUGGCGAUGAGAAGGUAACCAACAAAUCCUGAACAAUGGUAAUGAGAAUGAAACCAAAGCAAAGAUACAUACACUAAUUACACGUCUUGUAGCUAGGGCAUGCAAUCGGCUUUCUGUGUGAAUUUUGUCAAUAUUUGAGAGAUUUCAGUCUGGGAUCGUGACAAUUUGCUUGUAAUUUGGUUUGAUUGAGGUUGUUUUGAAUAUGUAUUUCUUUAGCCACAAUGUUCUUGAGUGUGAAGAUGCAUUGUAAGUGAGAUUCUAUUCCUGGCAGUGCAUUUCAGCACAAGUCUCUAUUUUUUUGGAUUGUAAUAUAAGAGUUUAAUGUAUUCUAACAUUAUUUUUGUCCAUUUCUCCUCUAUUUUUUGAU